GUGACCUAAAAAAAAAAAAAAAAAAGAGCAUUACAAUCACAUGUGCAUGCUGUGGAAUCCAGUGCCAUGGAAGCUGCAGUCUAUGUUCUAAAGUGUUUUUUUUAGAGCUAUUAUUGUCCUAUGUAAUGCAGGGUUUUAUUUUCCAUGGCUAAUUUUGCUCAAUGUCAAACAUUGACUUUUUGCCCACGUUAGGCAGAGAAGUAUCAAUUUCUACGAUGUUAUUUGAGCUUUUCCCUCUGUUAUAUUUUAUAGGUCCAAGAGAAAAGCUUUCCAAUUGGAUGCAGGGCUAUUAGAUGGGGGAUAUACCCUGGGUAAAUUUUGGAGGUCAUCUGCAGUAUAAAAGUGGGUUGUCUUAACUAUAACCAGCUCUUGUAUUUCUCUAUCAUGCUGCAGUGUUGUCAUGGGGCAUCUGCCACCCUGCCUUAUUGCAGCAACUUCUUGUAGUCACUGAGCCUUUUUCUUUUUAACAUUCAAGAGUUUCUCCAGCCACUGGACUUGAAAAUUACGUUAUUUUACUGUGAAGAAGUGUUGCACUGGAAGGCACUGUCUUUAGCAGGGGUUGCUGUUCUCAGCUUUCUACUGGAGGACACAAUCAAUCCCCAGAGCUCUGUUUGUAUCUCUCCGGGAAGCUCUGCUGGAUCCGAUCCCCCAAGAUGUCUGUUUAUAUUUCUCCCCUUAUAAGUUUUUCCUUUCUAUACAUAGGGGACCAUAAGGGGACAUCCCCGUGUCCAAAGUACCCUGUCCCAGAAACAAAGUGCUCAGGUGCUGAGAGCAGUUAUGUUGGGAGGAAAAUAUAUGUGAUCUGUAUGAGCUAGCAUUUAAACAGGAAAUCACUGUAUAAAAAUUCAUGUGAACUACUGUUGUUUCCUUAAAGAAUUUUUCAAGCACGUUGCAUGACCUAGCCUCCUUUUGAGGAGAAUGAGCAGGCAUUAGAUCUUGCAUCUGUCAGAGCAAUGCGCAUAUCUCAGCUUCCUGUUUCUAGCAAGAUAGCUGUCUUCACACUCUGGAGCUCCUGUAUCAAAAGUCAAAACCCUUCUAGACGUUCACGACAGUGGUGUUUGGCUUAGCAAGGCUAUCGCCAUAGUUAGAUGAUGGAGGUGAGAAGGUAGCGGAGGUCUCUGUGUUGCACAGUUAAACCCCAGCCUGGUUUCUGACCAGGAAAAUAUGAGGUAUGGCAACUGGCUGGAGUGUAUUUGCCACUCUGUCAGCCACAUUUAAGCUGUUUUUUUGAAAUGUGUCAAUUAAUUCCAAGAACAAGUCAAAUAUGACGUUAGAUUUGGAGGUGAGGAAAAAAAGCUUUCAGAGGCUAUAGGUCUAUGUACAGAGACACCGGCUGUUCAGCUCGCCAAAUCUGCUGCCACCUGCAGCCUUAUCAUUGGCAUUUUAGGCCUCCCACUAGUUUGACUAUACAAAUGUCUCAGCUCCUAUUGAGUUGCUCAUUUGCAGCCAACAUAUUGCCACUUAAAAGUAGUUGCUUGUUUCUGGCUGAGUUGCCUACUGGGCUUUGUAACAGCUCUCUGUAUUUGUUUGUUGAGUAUAAAGUAUUUUACUACUGGGUGUAGCUCUUUCUGAAGUCUGUCUCCUGGCAAUAUUUUCACUGAAAGGAAGUAUAAAUAUACUAUAUUUACCUUACCAUGAUGCCAUUUUAGUCAUGCUGCUUGAGUCAUGCUAGUACAUUUUGUGCCAGAAUAGUACUCGAAGGUCAGCGGAGUAGGGUCUACUCCCAUGUUCACUUGAAAAAAACACAAUAGUACAGGAACACAAAUAAUGUUUUGCUAAUUUUUUUUUUUCACUUGUAAAACACAAUUGGUGGAAAAAUAGCUUCACUAUCAGAAGAUGGGGUUGUGCAUUUGAUACUUCUGUUAGAUCUAAUUUAGAAAAAGAAAGAAGGACAAGAAAAAAAAAAGAAAGAGAAGAAAGUGAAAGAAAGAAGAAAAGAGAGAGAAAGGAAAAAAGAAAGAGAAAGGAAAAAAGAAAUAGAGAAAAAAAGAGAAAGGAGGAGAGGAGAGCAAAGGAGAGGAGAAAGGAAAUCCAGCACCGUUAUGCUUGUAUGACCUGUAGAGGACUGCUCCAAAGCAUACUAGAAUAACUUAGAGUAGAUGGAGAAGGAAGCAGAAUAUCAUACAGAGUUUUUUGAAAUAACCUGAAGGUAAGGUAUUUGGGGAACAUGAGACACAUAUUAGCAGAAGAGAGUCCAGGAGCUAGGCUGUUUAACAUCUCAGAGCUGUGAAACUAUGUUUAACAGAAGCAAUGGUUGUACAUUCUGUUCCUCAUUGGUUUCCUGCUGUCUCUCUAGUAUGGCAGAUUCCUUUCUUCGCAAAAAUGGAAGUUUAGAUGGUCUCCCUUUCAUUUCUCCUCCCAGAAAAUGUGUCAUGCCUUUAAGCUGUUGUUGCUAAAGCAAGUUUAUUAACAUAUGCAGAAAUCACUUAAGCUUUUCAAACAAAACUUGGGACGUAAGGAUCUAAUUAUGUGAUAGUAUAGUUGAUAAUCACUUUAAAUGUAAAACGCCCCACAAAAAUUUGGUAGCAGCUUUGAGUAUCUGCAAGCUGUCAACUUGAGGUGCCACUGAAAGUACCAUUAUUCUGAUGUAACAUAAAUCCAGGUUGUUCAGAGGAUAUCUUCUAAUCUAGAAACAAUACAGAGGAAAUAAAGGCAGAAUCCACGACACAGUUCUCCUGAGCUUAGGAGGGAGAUUACUGCUUUGCUCUUCAAUUGCUACUCAAAAUCCACACCUUUCUUCUGUAAAUUGGCUGCAAGAGGAAGGUGCUGAACAUCCCCUGCAAGCAGGGGGAUUCUGUUUUUAUUUCCACUGUCUGAAAAAGGAGAUGAGAGUGCUGCUUGUCCACACAGCAGGUGCUGUAUGCUCAGCUGAGGAGUCUCCAUCACCGUGGUAUUUUCAGUAUUUCUCAAUGUUAAUCUUCAAGCUUCACUUUUCAGAUGGAGAAAGCUUCUUAUUUCCUUUCCCCUUUUUUAACAGGUGGUAAAAGGAUUUGCUGAAGAUACAUAUGGUGCUGGCAAGUGCAAAAAUAGAAAUUCGUCCUCUGAACUCUUGCCUUGUAUCCCACCCUGUGGGUGGUGACUCUGUUAGGAGAUGGGGAGAAAAAUGGCAAAUAGAGCCAGGAUGUUUAUCUUUGCAAUUCAGAAUAAGCAAACUAUCAGCCACACAAAGAGUCUUUCAGAAAGGGACAUCUUCUGUUACUGUUCCUACUAAAAGCCAUUCAGGUCAAUAAGCUGGGUUAUGAAAGGAGGCAUGUACAUUCUCGAGCCCUUGUCUCUUCAUGACUUUUCCAUCAGCACUGUUGCUCCCUUGUGCACAGGCUGCUGCUUUCUCUCGGUGGCCUAGGGCUUUACAUCUGAUUCAUUCUCCUGCUUGUUGCUAACUCUCCGUCUGAAGGAAGUUUAUUCUUUUCACUGAUGGCAUUUUACAUUUUGGGUUGGGGUGUCUCCUUCCUCUUAAAAGAAUGAGCUCUUUUCUUUCCCUUAGUGAUCCUGUUUUGCUGUUUUAAUAUAAAAACUGCAGUUCCUAGCAUAGGUGACAGAAAGUGGCUUGCUCCUUCUACUUCAGAGGAGAAAUACAAGGAGGAGAGUGCUCUGAUCUUCGGUUCUGGAGUCUUAGUGCAUCACUUACAGCUGCCAGGUCUUAAAAUACUUACUUUCAUUUGCAGCUAAGCACUUAUGACUGUGAAACAUAUAUCUUUAGUCAUUGUUGUAAAGGCAGGCACUAACAGUAGGGAAAAAAAUGAAAAAAAAAAAAAAAAGCAAAUGCUGUGCCUUGUUUUUUGACAGAGAUGUGUUGCAGCCUGAUGGAGAAAUAGCAGAACAUCGAGUCUUUGCAAGCUGACUUCUAAGGAAAAAGAAGCCAUGCUAUGGACUCUUAUUACAAGUAGGAAGUAUCUUAUUUACAAAGAGCUCUCCAAACGCAAGGCCUGUCAGAGUUUUUGUAACAGGGAUUCUUUUUCCCAAAGAUGUUGAUCUUCUGUGCCCGUACCCAGGGCACAGAGGGCAGCUCUGCGCUAACAACUUGCUUGAUGCUUCCAAAAUCCUAAUCUGUCCAGAGAUCAGCAGGUACUGAUGCUAGGCUCAUUAAUAGUCUUCAGAUGGAAAAGGAUGACCCAUCAGCCCACCAAGUCACCUCUUGUGCACCUGCACAGGACAGCAUCUCUCCUGCCCCCAUCCUCUCCAGCCUGUGGCAGAAAGUUGCUGAUGAUAAGGAUAAUUGUUCCUAAAAGGGUCAUUUUCUUCCAGGUAAGAGAGAGGAGGGUAGGAGAACUUGUGAUGGUGGGACAAAAAUGUCUACAUACCAUUGGAGUUUGGGGGUAUUUGUCUCUGGAACCUUAGUCAGCUUCCAAAAGGAAGGGAGGAGACAGAAAGAAAGGAAGAAGCUGGCUUUAGAGCUCAGUAAUAGAGAUGAAAUUGCCUGCAACUCUGGGACAGCUCUGUUCAUUGCAUCUCUACUGUAUUUGUGCUUAAAAUAUUCAGAUAGCUGGGUGAUGUUUUGACACAUCAUGUUUGGGUUUCCAAACUGCUGGUGGAGGACCAAGAGCUUUCUAUCGUUUGCAAGCAGGGAAAGGAGCCUGUUGAGCUGUGGCAAAGUCAAACGCAGACCUUGUUUUCUGCAUCUCACAGAACCACAAGGGAAUGUCACGGGUAGGAGAGGCACACUGAUAACACCAGCCACAGAAGUGCGGGGGUGGACAAAGGAAAUUUCCUCGUCAGCUUGUGAACAUGAUAAAGAGUGCAAAUACGCAGGCAUGCAAACACUGGCUACUUAGCAAAACACAGCGACUCCGAGUCUGUGGAUUGUAUUAGCCCAGGUGUUCACUGCCUCUGGCACACCAAGCUUGCCAUCUUCCACUUUGGGUUUUUCUUCCCCUUUUCCCCGUGACCCUGCAUAAAUCUCAUCAAUGAUUCUACCAAAAAAAGCACGGCAUAUGUGGAGGAGGGAUUUUAUCCUGCUUUUUGUGUGUGUGUGUAACUUGAGUUGCAAAGCUCAGCUGGGGCUUUCCUGCAAGGAAGGGCUGCUGAAGGUCUUAGUAUGUCCUCUUCUUUCUUUUGGAGCUCUGCCUGUCCCCUGAUCCUGUUGGAGCACAGAUGACCUCACUUCUCCAAGUUCCUAGAUCCCUGCAAUAUACAGUUCAGAAAUCCCAGUGUUUUCACCAUGCUCUAAAGAAGCCCCCAGGACUAUAGAAGAUGUGCAGAGCUCAAGCAAACAUUCAUGCCCCAGGACAGCAGGAAACUGAGGGAAUCCAUGCUUUUCCUGCUUGGAUAAAGCAUAAAGAGUUGAUAAAUAGUUAUCCAGGUGAACCAGUCAGCCAUGCUUGGUUGAGAAAUAUGGUAUAUGGGAUAAAUAAUGUGGAAACUGAAGAAAAGAGUAUGAGUAAUCAGUUCUAACCAUCCACAACUGUUUCUGGCAGGGGCAAAACAACCUACCAGGCAAAAUGAAUUAGGAAGGUGAACACAGCCAAAAAAAAAAAAAAAAAAAAAAAACCACCUCCCACAAACAAAACAAACAAAACAAAAAAACACCUUACAUAAAAUACUUGCAUAUAUACAUAUAAAUAUGGGCAUAUAUAUAUACAACCCACUUUCCCAACCUCACUUUUCCAAAUAUCCAUUAUUGUUUUAAGCAAAUGCUCCUGAUCCAAGGAUGUUAAUGGAGGCAUAUUUUCAAAAUUAACUUAACAAAAAUAGCAUAAUAAAAAAAAAGUAGGCAGGGAACUCAACAUUCCUGUGAAAGGGAAGAUGUGAGUCAGUAACCAUACACAUUCCAGCAAUUUUUUUUAAAUCCAUCGGUAAUGUGGUGCAACAGUCAACAGGCGACCAAUCUGGCAAAGCAAAUGGUUGCUUCCAUCUCUGAAAUAGGAACAUGUGGGUAUUUUCAGAGCAGAAGACUGGAUUUAGUGAACUUAGGCUGCGGCAUUGCAAUAUAUCUUCCUACCGUGUAAUUAAGAAAGAAUUAGUAGCCUUUGACUGUUGAGAAACCACUGGCCUCAUUUAAUCUAAAACAAGUGAGGAGGGGAUAGGAAAGAAUCUCUCAAAGGACUCUUUUCUUACGCUUAUUAAAAAUCCUGUAUCUAUGAAGUGAAUUAUCGUAUAAUCUGUGUAAACUUUACUUUUAUCCAUGGUCCCUACCUUUUACCCACGGUCCAUAUCUUAAUGGAGAAGGGUUGGUUGUGUGGACCACCUCUUCACAGUCCCGGUGUUUCUACAGAAGUACAGAAGUACAUUGACUGCGUAUGUUAAAGACGUAGUAAUCAAACAUGACAUAGGAGUUGAAAGGAAGAGGCAGCACCGAGACAGACUCUUUGAAGAUUACUACUACGAUACAGACCAUGCAUGGGUGGUACAUCACCAUUUGAAAGUCACUCCAAUACUCAAACAACUUGGAAGAUGUGCAGAGAGCACAAGAAGUUGGGGAGAGAAACCCAGCUGGGAGCAUACUCCAGAGAGAAGAUGCAGAGGCGACAUGACAGGAUUGUGAGCAAAAACAGAGACCAGUUUGCUGAGCAAGAAAAAAGAAGCAGAAUUAACCACUCGAAGAGAAGGGUUGGAAGGCAUGAGGUGCAGUCCUGGACAAGAGCUACCAAACAAUCUUUGUGUCUCAUGUGGCAAAAAGUGAAAAUACAGCUAACGCUAAGCAUGUCUUUCCUCAUUGCUGUUUUUUGGUAUUGCAGAAGGCUAUAUGGCUUUUUAGCACAGCUAUUGAAACGGUGGAGCAACUACCUUCAAAGAAAACUCAUAAAGAAUCACAGUGUGUUGGCAGAAGUUGAUCUACUUGGCUAUAGUGCAAGAGAAUGGAAAGGAGAAACAAAGCAGGCCAAACAUAUGAGGGAGGCAUAUAAUGAAUUGUUUUGGAACUAUCAUAUCAAGUAUCUGCGACAGGUCAAGAAGGACAACUAUUGCGUGCUAAGAGCAGUACUUUUUCAAAUACUCAGCCAAGGCAUUCCUUUUCCAUCAUGGAUGAGGGAGAGAGAUAUCUUAAAGCUCCCUGAAAAGCUUUUGUAUUCUCAAGGUUGCAACUGGAUUCAGCAGUACAGUUUUGGUCCAGAAAGAUAUACAGGUCCCAACGCUUUUGGGAAAUUACGCAAAUGUAUGGAAACAUUAAAGACAAACUGGAUUGAAAUAAGUGGUACUAAAGAUCACGAAGAAAGAGGAAACCUAUGUAAUGCACUCUUUUCUGAUGAGAGCAAGGAGCACAAACUAUAUGAGGCCAUAAAAUUCAUCAUGCUUUAUGAAGUUGUCGAAGCCUAUGAGCAGAUAAAGAACAGGGAAGAACCUAUACCUCAUCUUUUUAGCCUCCUCCUUGCUCGGGAUACUUCGUCUGACCCUUUGAGUUUCAUGAUGAAUCAUCUGAAUUCCAUAGGUGACUCUGGUUGCCUAGACCAGGUUGAAAUAUUUCUUCUUGGAUACUUACUUGAAGUGAAGAUUAGAGUUUACAGACUGCAUAGGUUUAAUACUGAAGAUUUUCAAGUAAACUAUCCAGAUGAGUACCGAAGGGAAUGGAAUGAGGUUUCUCUCCUGACUGAGGAUGACCACUAUUAUCACAUCCCUGUUAUCAGAACAUGAAGGACCAGUGACUGUUCUUUUCCUUUGUAUAAUAUAGUGAGUAACCGGUUCCAGUGAAUUAAGUUUCUAAUUGGCGGCAGAAAUGCACGUUGAUGAUUACAAAAUGAUUUGUGGGCUUAUUGUGUAAACACUUUGCUUUCCCAUUACAGCUCAAUUCACUGCCAGUCAGCCAUAAAGAAGCAUAAAAUAUAAUGUUAUAUACUGUCUGGGUGUCAUAUUUGAGGGUUGUUGGACACACAAGAUUAGACUGAAUGACCAAGAAAGAAAAGGUAACGUUAUGUUUUCCUUUGUUAGGCUAAUGGUUUAUUCUGGCAAUAUCUGGAUGGUUUAAACUUAAGUUCCUAAAGCAAUUCCUGCCUUUCCCUUUUCUGUCCCUAGCUAGGGUGGAUGAAUCACACAGGAGGCAACUCCUGGGGUCCCGAGUUUAUACUCCAGGACAUGAAACUUGCACUGAUUUGAGGCUGCCCAGCAUGUGAGGCUGUAAACUAGGGCCACUGUGUAGCUGACUCAGAUCACAUCAUGCUUUCACAGUUGCAGUGUCUCCCUCCAGAGACAGAAAGAGCAAACAGCUGCAGACUGUAGUUACUUCAGACACUUGAAAUUAAGCUGUCUGCACUCAGUACUGAUAUCUGAAGCUGAAGAAGUGUUACAAAGAAUGAGAGAAAAACCACACACACACACACACACACACACACACAAGAAUAUAGUGCCAGAUAAAAGUUUAGACUCCAGUGUUUGAAGAAAUCUGUCUGGGACAACUAAAUGAGACUUACUUUAUUACAUGGGACCUUUUGCCUGAUUCUAUUUUCUAAAAGGCUCACUUGUGUUUUGAUUAUUUCUAAAAUGAGGGACCUUAACUUGUACAAAUAUUAAAAUGAUACAGUAGAUCUUGCAAAAUAUUUGUGAAAUACUUAAAAUCCCAUAGGUAUCAGUUACAUUGAAAAAGUGGGGGGUUAUUAUUAGCUAAAGUCUCUUCUUUCAUUGUCGUACAGAUACAGGAGUAGGUAGGUUUGGUUUUAAUUCCUGCAGGGGAAAAUAGAAGCCCCUAGUAGUAAUUAAGUCCCUUUAGUAGUAAUUAAGAAUACAAAACUGUAAUCUGGGCAUGCAGGAGCUACAGCAGUUGAAUGUGGUAACUAAAUGGUAAUGCUUGGAGUGCACAAAGACUGCUCUGCUCCUUUGUGCAAAGGAAAGAAAUUUUAUCCCUUACAGUCCUUUUAUUUGUAUGUAUAUGUAUUUAUAAAUACAAACACCUGAGUGCUGUAUUAUAGCAGGUUUGUUUCUUGAAAGUUUUUCCAAGUUCAGUUUUGUUCAGCAGUUUGUAGCUUUUAAUUAAAAAGGCUUGAUACAUACAAGAAUUUCAUCUCAUCAAGACCUGCAUGUCGAAUAUUUAGUUUAAAAAACAAACAAACAAAAAACCAACUUUUUUCACUGAAAAUUUUCACUUUUUUUCCCACUUUAGAUUUGGUUCUGCUCCAUGUGGGGAAAUGUUAUAAUGCCUGGGCAUAGGGUAUUGUUGUCUGUUUUUCAUCAACAGUAUGUAUAACACUUGCACCUAUCAAUAAACUUGUCUAUAUUUUAUUCUUGUUUUGGUACAAGCAGACAUACCAAAAAAUUGUAUACUUUUAUAGAGAGCUUUUUAAUUGUUUGCUAUUAUUUAUGAAUAGCAAUGCAAAAGCAUGAUAGCUGAAAGUGCUAAAUUGUCAAAAUGUAUGUUUAUGUAAUGUCAAGCACCUUAAUAGAAGGGAAUUAAUAAAGAUCUAACACAGACAGUGAAAUUUA
Cygnus atratus (black swan) is the source of this 9345-nucleotide messenger RNA. It is a transcript of the gene OTULINL, whose product is annotated as OTU deubiquitinase with linear linkage specificity like. Gene Ontology annotation, molecular function: cysteine-type deubiquitinase activity. Gene Ontology annotation, biological process: protein linear deubiquitination. The record is from RefSeq and is a predicted model, not a curated record. Gene Ontology annotation, cellular component: cytoplasm. NCBI's taxonomy places the organism in Eukaryota, Metazoa, Chordata, Aves, Anseriformes, Anatidae. Bases 6337 to 7566 code for a protein of 409 amino acids. The transcript is spliced from 9 exons.